CGUGCGUCAUCUACUCUCCUUCUAACUCUGCAGCACAGGGAUAGUGUGGGUGAAACCAACGUGAUUGAAGUGUUUCGCAUUGCGCGCAACAUCAAACAGGCGAUACGCCUGUGUUGCUUUGUCGCGAUGGGGAUGACUGCUGUCAAAUCCGAAACGACUUUCACACAAUACUCCGUGGACGCACAAGCAUCAACGAGCGCCGCGCCGUCCGCUCGCACGCUUCUCUAUCCUUGCGGAACCAACUUCAUCUUCGCACGCUUCUUUAGGAUCAAUGUGGUCAGAGCACAUGAUGGUAGGCAUGCGUCUUGGACCAUCGCUAGUGUGUACAAAAUGACUUUUUUCACUAUAUCUGACCUGGUGUUCCUUACCGCAGCUUUAGUUGGUAGUAACGGUAAAUAGUUGACAUGUCUAUGCGUCAUAUGUGACUCGUGAGUAGGUUCGUCUCG
Laetiporus sulphureus 93-53 is the source of this 446-nucleotide messenger RNA. RefSeq lists its product as uncharacterized. Lineage: Eukaryota; Fungi; Basidiomycota; Agaricomycetes; Polyporales; Laetiporaceae. The coding region runs from base 127 to 399 and encodes 90 amino acids. The transcript is spliced from 2 exons. The record is from RefSeq and is a predicted model, not a curated record.